Messenger RNA from Kickxella alabastrina, 1162 nucleotides. RefSeq names its product Tim17/Tim22/Tim23/Pmp24 family-domain-containing protein. The transcript has a single exon. Gene Ontology annotation, cellular component: TIM23 mitochondrial import inner membrane translocase complex; mitochondrial inner membrane. Gene Ontology annotation, biological process: protein import into mitochondrial matrix. The coding region runs from base 185 to 1024 and encodes 279 amino acids. The record is from RefSeq and is a predicted model, not a curated record. Gene Ontology annotation, molecular function: transmembrane protein transporter activity. Lineage: Eukaryota; Fungi; Kickxellomycota; Kickxellomycetes; Kickxellales; Kickxellaceae.
UUUUUUUAUCUUUCUCGUCACUUUUAUUUAUCUUUUGUAGCUGUCGUUUGUUUUUCUUCUCUGUUGCACAUUUUUUCGGCAAGGUUUGAGAUAAGCCCCCCCUUUCAUAUUUUUCUGCUUUUCUAAUUUGUUAAUAUUUUUUCUUUCAAACUGCUUGUACUAACAGCAACGCAAAAAUAAAAUCAUGGGUGUUUUCUCAGUGUUUUCUCGCGGCGGCUCUGGGUCCCUGGAUCAGCAGGGCCAGCAAGAGCAGCAGGGUGGCUCUACAUCGGCAACCAGCAGCACGACGCUUCUGAGCGAUCAGCAGGUCGAGACUAACAGCAAGGGCUAUUACCAGACAGCUCCGUCCCCGGCACAGGGAUCAUCGACACGGCUGCCAAGCUCUGCAGUGACAUCGCUUGCUAUUGACCAGGUGCAGGGCGGCGUGUCCGAGUUUUUGAGUCAGGUUGACUUUUCCUCGGCACAGCUGAACCAGAUCGCCAGCCCUGGCGGAAUCGAGUAUCUCAACCUCGAAGAGGGUCCGAUAUACACUGGUGGAGUCAUGCCCAGCCGUGGGUGGAGUGACGAUCUUUGCUACGGCACGGGCUCAAUGUACAUCCUUGGUCUGACUAGCGGUGGCGCAUGGGGAUUCUUGGAGGGCCUGCGGAGCCAGCAUGGCGGUAACUUUAAGCUCCGUUUGAACAGCGUGCUCAACUCUAUGACUCGUCGUGGACCGUUUGUAGGAAACUCGUUGGGUAUUCUGGGUAUGUUCUACAACAGCAUAAACUCGGCCAUCGGUAGCUAUCGCGGCACCCGGGACCAGUACAACAGCCUUGGCGCUGCUGCCAUUAGUGGCAUGCUGUUUAAGAUCGGCGGUGGGCCUCGAGCGAGCCUGAUCUCCAGCAUAGUUUGCACGGGUGUUGUUGGUGCUUAUCAUGCCAGUGUUGCUGCGUAUGGCAAUUAUCAGGAUAAAAAGAUGACGAAUGCGUCGCUGGCCUCGCCAUCGGAGUCCCAGCUCACCAAUGCUACUGCUACUCCCAUGUAAAGUAGCUAGAGUGGGGUUUAAUUUUGAAGACACAUGCCGUGAUGUUGAUGCUGUCACAACCGGCUUGGGUGGUCUUUGCGUGGCUGUUUUCUUUUUUGAACAUUUUCGUUAUUUAAAAUAUAUAAAACUUUCAUUAAA